AUGGCGACGCUGACGGCCUCUCCACCGACCAUGUCUCCUCCUCUCAACUCCUCAAACAACCAGGACGCACCUUCAUUACCGCCCUUGAUAACGAGCUCGCCAGCACCACGCCGCGCGCCCUCAAACCAGCGUCCAACUUCGUUCGCAAAUCACAGGAUGUCAUCCUACUCUUCGACAUCACGAGCCUCCCACCCAGCCGCUUCCCGACCUGUAUCCUACGUGUUUCCCGCCUUCCACUCGAGUCUAUCCUAUACAUUUGUCCGCGACUUCGCUUACCCAACUACACAUCCAAUACAUUAUGGACCGCCACCCAACCAAUCAGGUGUCACCACACCGGCCAGUGAGACUAGGAGGCUCUCGGACCCAGUGGUAGGACAAUGGGAAGAUUCGCGGUAUACAUGGUCAGCGACACCGCCAUGGAUGUCUGAAGUCAACGACUCAGGCAAGAAAGAGAGACUGCCAGCAAUGAGCUUUUCAGAUGGCGGCCCACCAUACAGUGAAGACGAAGAUCUACAUUCACCAAUCGUCACAUCCUCCCGACACAAGAAGAGCCGAUCACAGGCCGGCUUUCAGCGAGGUCGCUCGCCAGGCGAUGCGGACGGGAGAUACUUAGACCCGGAAGACGACGAGGGCGAGCCAGGCGGCGUCAUAGAAGAGUAUCCCGACCGACGACAACCACCAGAACACCGAGAUUCAAACUUCGCCAAACCAAUACAACGGCAAAAAUCACCAUACAAAGAACGCUCAGAACAGCUCUCGGAAGAGGGCUCAGAUAUAGACGAAGGCGACGGCCGCUUCUCCAAGGACUAUUCCUUCACAAUUGCCAGCCCGGACGAGGAAAUGCACGGCAAAGCAGUAGCAUUAUUCGACUUUACCCGAGAACACGAAAACGAAUUGCCCCUAAGAGAAGGCCAAAUCAUCCUAGUCUCAUACCGGCACGGCCAAGGCUGGCUCGUGGCUGAAGAUCCUCGAACAGGGGAAAGUGGGCUCGUACCCGAAGAAUUCGUGCGACUUGUCCGGGACAUCGAGGGCGGACUGAACGGCCUCAGCGCAGUCGGUCUCGAUGCAGACGGGGCAGAGAUGCUCAGUCCCAUUUCACGAAACGAGCCAUCGUCAGCUACACCCACACCAGCACAGCAGGAGUUCAGUCAGAGCGCACCAAAAACGGCAGUGUCGGAGGCGGCACAGCAGCAUGUUUCGAAGCCCAGCGGCGAGAAGCACCCGCCUGUGCAAAGCACAUUCUCCAUCAGCUCGAGGGAUGUCAGUCAGCCGAGGAGUGGCUCGGAUUCGAGGGAGUCGGGCAAGUCGUGA
This is a messenger RNA of Cyphellophora attinorum, 1311 nucleotides long. RefSeq names its product NAP1-binding protein 2. Bases 1 to 1311 code for a protein of 436 amino acids. Gene Ontology annotation, molecular function: protein binding. NCBI's taxonomy places the organism in Eukaryota, Fungi, Ascomycota, Eurotiomycetes, Chaetothyriales, Cyphellophoraceae. The record is from RefSeq and is a predicted model, not a curated record. The transcript has a single exon.